AUGUCUACUUACGAUAUUUCUCUCCAAUCUCAAUUCCCUGAUAUCAUCAUUCCCAGAAAUAUCGUUAGAACCAUCCUUGCAAAUAUCGGCGAAUUUCGUCAAUCAACUAACGAGCAGGUGGUUUGUAACAACCUUGCGUUGUUGCAAGAGAAUUUUGAACACACUGAUGCCUUAUGUUACGAAGCUUUUUACGCUGUUGUGUUUGCUGGCUCUGCCAUUCAGGCAUUCCUCCAAACAAGUCGUACGAGGGGUUCAGAGGAGCCAACAUCUCCUGGUGGUAAUGGAGGAGUCACCAUUCGUGACGUGAUAAAUUUGUUGGAACGAGGUUUACCACCUCACUGGGAGGUUACUUGGUCUGUUGAGCACAACCAUGAGACAAGACAUCUCACCGCUGAAGCGGUUGAUUAUAAUUCUCUUCGUACUCAACAACAACCCACUUCUUCAGCUACACCAGCACUACCACCUCCCCCUCCUACCACUACCACCACUGCCCCAUCAACUCCACCUCUUACCACCACCGCCGCCCCACCAUCUCCCGUAGCACCAGAUGAACCUGAACUCGAACAACAAUCACCUGAAGCCGAUGACGAAGCUGAUUCACAAUCACUUUCUGACACGGCUGUGGAGGAUGACAUAUAUGAGCUCGAAUCAUCAUCAAAUGAAAGACAAACAACACCUACUGCUCAACCAAGAUCCUCUCCUGCUAUUCCUACUUCUCGUACACCUACUCCCCGUGCUACGAGUAUUCCUCGACCCACCUUUGCUCCUGGCUCUGCUACUCCUCGUCGAGUAUCAAGAUCUUCCACUCCCGCUCCACCCACCACUCCUACACCUACACCUACACCUGCUCCUACUGCCACUGCUACUCCUCCUCCACCUACACCUACACCUGCUCCUACUGCCACUGCUACUCCUCCUCCACCUACUCGUCCUGCUUCUCCUACUCCCACUCCUCGUCCUCUGGACGAGGAUCUGGCAACACGAGUGGUAAAGUAUUAUGUCAGAGACAUUUGGGCAGUACUAAAAACGUCUAAAAACUAUAUGGAGGUGGAUCGUGUAGUUUUGCGUGAUUUCGAAAACACAGUGACCCUCCACCAUUCGACCGUGGACACACGUCGUAGUUACUUUCGUUUCGUGUUCCCGGUACCCACAUUACGUAUUGUUGACGUUGUCGAUACGUAUGUGAAUGGGGUUUCUUUUGGAACCAUACGUAAUGUCCUCAUUCGACAUGCCUACAUUUAUUUUAUGGCAAACAUGUUUAUGGUAGGGAGAGUGGCAGAGGCUAAAGCAUUCCAUGAUGUUCUAGAAAGAAGGUUCUUUGCAACCUUGCACAUUAUGCCGUUGUUGUGA
Mucor mucedo is the source of this 1350-nucleotide messenger RNA. RefSeq lists its product as uncharacterized. NCBI's taxonomy places the organism in Eukaryota, Fungi, Mucoromycota, Mucoromycetes, Mucorales, Mucoraceae. Bases 1 to 1350 code for a protein of 449 amino acids. The transcript has 6 exons. The record is from RefSeq and is a predicted model, not a curated record.